Messenger RNA from Capronia coronata CBS 617.96, 939 nucleotides. RefSeq lists its product as uncharacterized. NCBI's taxonomy places the organism in Eukaryota, Fungi, Ascomycota, Eurotiomycetes, Chaetothyriales, Herpotrichiellaceae. Bases 1 to 939 code for a protein of 312 amino acids. The record is from RefSeq and is a predicted model, not a curated record. Gene Ontology annotation, biological process: mitochondrial respiratory chain complex I assembly. Gene Ontology annotation, cellular component: mitochondrial inner membrane. The transcript has a single exon.
AUGCGUCCUCCAUCGACCGACCUGCUCCGGGCCCUGCGCCUAGCUACAUUCCCUUCCCUACGACAAUCGGCGCCCUCAUGUUCAUGUUCAUGUUCAUGUACAUAUUCGCCAGCAACUAUACGACCAGCAUGUCUCGCAGCCCGACCGACCUCUCGAUGUCCGACCUCGUCUUCGCCUUCGCCUCUUCUUCGCCGCACAAUCCAAACCUCGUCGCAGCUGACCAAACAGUCUCUAUCACCGGGGCGUCCUGUCUCGUCUCCUCGGCGCACGGAAAACACGAACACAAGUCCUACGACCUCAAAACCUACUGCUACUUCUGAUCUCGAUUCUCGCUCAUCACUGAACCCACAAGCUCCCAAGUCCCACGACCGCGGCCCCGCGUCGGAGGAAGACACGCAAACCGAUUUCGCCAAGAUGGACAUCCUAACCAACGCCGGAGCCACGACCCCCGCGACAUCCAUUGACGCAUGUGUCCAUGACGGCUUCCACUUGAACAACGGCGUCCAGACGCGCGGCGGAUUGGGCGUGUUACUGCUUGAUGGGGAGGCGUUUGUAUGGGCGCCGUGGAAUGCGAAUGCCGCCAACAAAAAGAAGGAAACAGAUAGUACUUCUUCUACAACUACAAACGGAGGAGUCACUUCAUCUCCAGAAGGGUUCAACGCGUUCCUCGACCGUCGCGGUAUCCUCACCAUCCCGCCUUCGUCGCUGGGGAUUUUCGAGCUGAUCUACCCGAGACCAGACUUGUUGCUGAUCGGCACGGGGAGGAAAUUGUGGAUGCUCGGUGCCGAGACGAGGAAGUAUUUGUCCGAACAGCUGGGGAUUAGGGUCGACAUUAUGGACACUGCCAACGCCGCUGCCGCGUAUAAUUUGCUCGCCAUGGAGAGGGGCGUUACUGAGGUGGCUGGAUUGAUGAUUCCGGAUGGGUUCGUCGGGAAAUGA